Megachile rotundata (alfalfa leafcutting bee) is the source of this 709-nucleotide messenger RNA. RefSeq lists its product as uncharacterized. The record is from RefSeq and is a predicted model, not a curated record. Lineage: Eukaryota; Metazoa; Arthropoda; Insecta; Hymenoptera; Megachilidae. Gene Ontology annotation, molecular function: nucleic acid binding.
CAGCAAGUACUAUGGGAACCUAAUGCUCAAAUAUCACCUAUGGUUAGUAAAGGAAGUUCUGGUCAAGCAACAAGUCAAGGAUCUAUGAUUUCUGGUCGUGCAGUAAAUCUCUCAAAUCAUGGAAAUCAGUCUCGCUUAAUUUACAUGAAUGAAAAAGAAAAACAAAAACCAAGUCGCCCAGAAUUAUCAAAACUUAAUCGUCAGCACAAAGCCUUGAUGCCAUGCAAACAUCAUUGCUUUUUGUCAGAGGUUCCUGAUGUUCGACAUAUGGAACAAGCUUUACUCCAAUUGUUAGAAGAUUUUCAUAGUGGGAAUUUGCGUGCAUUUGGAAAGGAUUGCAGCAUGGAACAAAUGACAGAAAUACGAGAACAGCAAGAACGAUUAGCCAGGCUUCAUUUUGAGUUAGUACAAAGACAAGAUAUUGGAGGAGAACAGUCAGGUCUUCGACAUUCAAGUGCUAAUAUGCGUCAUCUGCUACAUCGUCUUCAACAACUCAGUACGCUGUAUCCUGAACUGCCGAUCGCAACACGAUCAGCGUUCUUGAUGGAAAAAGAACGUGCGGAUUUCUACGCCUCGAUGCAACAGUCCCUUGAAGAAAGAAUGUUUGACAUUGAAAAGAAAGAGAAAGACAAAUUGAGUAGGUCAGAAGGAGAAUUACUUUUAAACAAUAGGUAAGUCUGAUUUAAAUUAUUUUUACAAGUUUUGUAAA